Molecule: messenger RNA, 393 nt
Organism: Malassezia globosa CBS 7966
Lineage: Eukaryota; Fungi; Basidiomycota; Malasseziomycetes; Malasseziales; Malasseziaceae
Exons: 3
Coding region: 1-393 (130 amino acids)
Biological process (GO): translation
Cellular component (GO): cytosolic small ribosomal subunit; ribosome
Molecular function (GO): structural constituent of ribosome
Source: RefSeq, a predicted model, not a curated record
AUGGUCAGGAUCUCGGUACUGAACGACGCCCUUGUGAGCAUUGUGAAUGCUGAGCGUCGCGGAAAGCGCCAGGUUCUUAUCCGCCCAUCGUCCAAGGUUGUGGUGAAGUUCCUGAGCGUUAUGCAGAAGCAUGGCUAUAUCGGAGACUUCGAGAUCAUUGAUGACCACCGCGCUGGUAAGAUUGUUGUUCAGCUCAUCGGCCGCAUCAACAAGUGCGGUGUGAUUUCCCCUCGCUACCCUGUGCCCCUGACGGAGAUGGAGCGCUGGGUUUCAGCCAUGCUUCCUGCUCGUUCUUUCGGUUUCGUGGUUCUCACGACGUCAUCGGGCAUUAUGGACCAUGAAGAGGCGCAUCGGAAACACGUCGCUGGCAAGAUCCUCGGCUACUUCUACUAA